Messenger RNA from Phialemonium atrogriseum, 1557 nucleotides. RefSeq lists its product as uncharacterized. The record is from RefSeq and is a predicted model, not a curated record. The transcript has 5 exons. NCBI's taxonomy places the organism in Eukaryota, Fungi, Ascomycota, Sordariomycetes, Cephalothecales, Cephalothecaceae. Bases 1 to 1557 code for a protein of 518 amino acids.
AUGUCGGGGAGAAGGGAUAGUCUCACGCCACCAACAAGGACAGGACUGGCAGAUCCCGGUGCUCACGAACUAGAUGCCUCGGAUUCAGACGACCACUUCUCCGACGCCCAGUCUGGGCCCGCCGAGUCCAAUCGAACGUCUCCCAUUCCCAAGACAAGGGUUGAGAAAGUAGACAACGACCCAUCAUACGGAGAAGUCCCGGGCACGGAGGCUUAUCGGAUGCGCGAAGGGGACGCAGAGCCAGAUGAGAUAGCAGUCAUCCCCGAUGCCAGCUACAAGAGCCCGGCAUCUGGGUCGGAAGAAGGUUCUCGCCCGCCCACCCCCGGUGGGCAUCCCGUUCCCAAGACGGUGGUCGAGGUGACUCCCGACACGGACGGCUCGGUGACGCACCCGGGGGUGGAGAAGAGACACAAGUUUGAUCCACCGCCUGAUCUGGUCCUCAAGGCCGAGAGCGCAACGGUGAAGGGUGGAGACGGCGAAGAAGCCUCUGGUACGGAUGCAUACUCCAAUAUCACCUGCCUUGAAGACCCCAAAUACCGCACGUUCAAGGAGAAAAUCCUCGGGGCAGAUCAGGAAGACGGGGACGACUUCGGGGACGACUUCGACGACUUUGAAGAAGUGAAUGAAGAAGCCGACUUUGGAGACUUCGAUGAUGGGUUCCAAGAACCGGAUGCACAGCCAGACGCGAGUCCAGCCGCGGCUGCUCCCCCUGCUCCUCGUGCUCCUCCAACAUUAUCAUUCCCAAUACCCGAUUUCGACGGCCUCGACACAGACGACAUAUUCGCCGCCACAGAACCCUACCUAGACGCGCUCUUCCCCGAAGACGAGGACGACCCCACCCCCACGGUCCCGUCCGCCCCCAGGGGGGACAACCCCGUCUUCCUGACGCCGCGGAGCGCCUCCCUCUGGUCGCAGCUCGUGGCGCCGCCGCCGCUCCAGCCGCCCGACUGGAUCCGGUCGCGCAUCCGGCGGCUCUUCCUCGUCUCGCUCGGCGUCCCCGUGGACCUGGACGAGAUCCUCCCGGCCUCCAAGCAGAAGAAGCUCGUCCUCCCCUCGCUGCGGCCCGCCAGCUCGUCCGGCUCCCUGCGUGUAUCAUCCUCGUCCGCCGACGGCGCCCGCCGCUCGCUCUCGCGGCUGCGGCGCGAAGGGGCGAACGCGUCCAGCGCGUCGGUCGACUCGCAGGGCAGGUCGACCGCCGCGGCGGCUGGAGCAGCGGCGGCGGCGGGGCCUGGAGGAGGAGGAGGAGGAGGAGGCACGGACGCAGGCGCGGGCGCGGGCGCGGGAAGGGCGUCAAGGAGGCGGAAGGGCCCGCCAGCGGAGCCGGCAUUCGACCUCGUGGCCGCAGAGCAGGUGUGCACGACGACGGACGAGGCGCUCGACGGGAUGACGGACGACGAGCUGAGGGCGCACGUCGGCAGGGUGGAGGCGAUGCAGGAGACGGCGAAGGAGGUGCUCGAGUACUGGCAGAAGCGGACGGAUGAGAAGAUUGGGGACAGGGAGGCCUUCGAGGGGGUAAUAGAGAACCUCGUAAAACAUGCACGAAAAGUGAGGAAAUAG